Annulohypoxylon maeteangense is the source of this 2070-nucleotide messenger RNA. RefSeq names its product FolC bifunctional protein. The transcript has a single exon. Gene Ontology annotation, molecular function: ATP binding; tetrahydrofolylpolyglutamate synthase activity. The coding region runs from base 195 to 1904 and encodes 569 amino acids. Gene Ontology annotation, cellular component: cytoplasm; mitochondrion; cytosol. The record is from RefSeq and is a predicted model, not a curated record. Gene Ontology annotation, biological process: tetrahydrofolylpolyglutamate biosynthetic process. NCBI's taxonomy places the organism in Eukaryota, Fungi, Ascomycota, Sordariomycetes, Xylariales, Hypoxylaceae.
CCACGUUUUGCCGGUACGGUACAUAUCUACACUCUCAUUUCUUCGGAGUAUCUAUCUGACAUAAAUCUAACCAAGACUCCGAAAUCUCUCAAAACGAAGUCAUCUAUGUAGGAUCGGGAAUUGUACGAGCCAUCCAAUCAUAAGACACCAGUCAGGAUACACAACCUCGUUGCCGAAGUCGGGAUCGGGAGCUCAUGUCUCACUGCCGUUUGACAGCUCUCCGAAGUUCACGUGCAGCUCACCCAUCCAUAUAUCCAACCUCACCAACCUUUAAACCCACAAGACCAUUCAUCAGCUUCCCCAAACCCACCAUCUCAGUCCCCAGAAACUCACCCACCAUGUCACGAACCUACGAAUCCGCCCUCCAGCACCUGGACUCCCUCACCUCCAACAAAGCCAUAACAUCCCGCUUCACCAGCAACCCUCCCGCAGCCCCCUCCUCCCAACACCCCCCCAUCUCCCUCAGCAACGAAAACGCGAUCCCGGAAAUGCUCGCGUAUGCCGAAAUCGCACACCUCACGCAACCCGCGCUCGCCCAAAUCCACUACAUCCACGUCGCAGGAACCAAAGGCAAGGGCUCCAUCUGCGCCUACCUAACCUCCAUCCUGACCUCCCCGCCCGCGGCCCCCGUCGCCGGGAAAGUCGGCACGUACACCUCGCCCCACCUCCGCAGCGUGCGCGAGCGCAUCCAGAUUAACGGACGUCCGAUCUCGCGGGAGCUGUUCACGCGCUACUUCUUCGAGGUCUGGGACUUUUUCAGCGCGCACACGCGCGGGGAAUCCGGUCGGUUGGGUACGAAAGGGGGGAUAGGUGUAAGUGUAAGUGAAGAAGACGUAAGCGGGCCGGUGGGAAAGCCGUUUUAUUUCCGGUUUCUGACGAUCCUGGCUUUCCACGCGUUUCUGAGGGAGGGGGUGAAGACUGCGGUGAUUGAGUGUGGGAUUGGCGCGGAGUAUGAUAGUACGAAUAUCUUGCCUGCGCAGGCGGUGACGGCGGGGGUGGUGGCGCAGUUGGGGCUGGAUCAUGUGGCGAUGUUGGGGGAGACGGUUCCGGAGAUUGCGUGGAAUAAGGCGGGGGUUAUGAGGGAGGGGAAGAAGUGUUUUACGAGGAAGUUGGGGGACGGGGUUGGGGAGGCGACGAUGGAGGUUUUGAGGAUGAGGGCGAGGGAGAAGAAGGCGGUUUUGGUGGAGGUGGAGGAUCGCGAGGUUGAGGAGUGGGGUGGGGUGGAUAGGGAUGGGAUGGGUUCCCUGGAGGGCGAUUUUCAGAAAUAUAACCAGGCGUUGGCGGUUUUGGCUGCGGGCGAGCAUUUGAGAGUUUUGGGAAUGAAGCCGGAUGCGAAGGUCGGGGAGGAUGGGUUAGCUGUUUGGGGGGAACUCUUCUCCGACGGUCUCCGGCAGGCUAAGCUCGGAGGACGUUGCGAGACGAUGGUUCGCCGCGGCAUCGCCUGGUUUGUCGAUGGUGCGCACACGGCGGAGAGCUUGGAGGAAGUGGCCAAGUGGUUUGCGGCGAAGCGCAAGUCUUUGCCCGAUAACGCGAAGGUCGUUCUACUAUUCAACCAACAGGAACGCGACGUCGUAAAAUUACUCGGUGGGCUACUUGAGGGUAUCAAGAGGGUUCUCAAUAUGUCAGAGAUAUUCGACCUUGCUAUCUUCACGCGGAACGACACACAGCGCAAGGCCGAGAACGAGCCGGAGCGAGAUUUGAGCGUUCAACAAGCUGCGGCAGAUGCUAUGCAAAAGCUGUGUCCCAAGACGAAGAGUGUGGUUGUGGAUAAUGUACAAGAAGCAUUUGAUAAGAUUGACGAAAUAGAGGGUGAUGGCGCUGAGAUCGCGGUUUUAGCCACAGGGAGCUUGCAUCUCGUAGGCGCGUUAUUGACGGCUCUGGGACCGGAUGAGGAGCUUAGGUAGAUGGAAUGGAUUUAAGGGGUGAAUACCUAGACGAUGAUAUAUAUUAUGAUUGGGACGGGACGGCGUUUAGGAAAAGUAAGACAUAGAUUCUAGGUUACGAGACCAUAUUCUGGGUUACGGCUGCACUUUCAACAGUGAGCUUCGGAAUACAUUUAUUUAACCAUGA